Molecule: messenger RNA, 4826 nt
Organism: Hydractinia symbiolongicarpus
Lineage: Eukaryota; Metazoa; Cnidaria; Hydrozoa; Anthoathecata; Hydractiniidae
Product: protein timeless homolog
Exons: 41
Coding region: 151-4371 (1406 amino acids)
Biological process (GO): DNA repair; replication fork arrest; DNA replication checkpoint signaling
Cellular component (GO): replication fork protection complex
Molecular function (GO): DNA binding
Source: RefSeq, a predicted model, not a curated record
UCUUCCUUAGAAACAAGCUUUGUCGAAUGUUUUGACAUAUUGACGGAACCGAGAUUUUGAGCGGGAAAUAGUUUGUUUACGUUCUUUCGUUUUUACUAAACUUUGGAAGUGUUCUUUUGAUUUGAAAGAACAGUCGUUUACAGCAUUACAAUGGAGGAACUCCAUCCAGAAAUGAAUACUGAACUGGUAUGUGUAAUGGCCAGUCUUGGUUUCUCAGAAGGUGACAACUAUUUUAAGGGAGCAGACUGCUUGGAAAGCUUAAAAGAUUUAAUAAGAUUUCUUCGACGAGAAGAUGAAACAUGUAACAUACGUAGACAGAUGGGUUAUGCGAGAUUACUUCAAAAGGAUUUAAUUCCAAUUUUAAUUCAUUAUGGAGAUGAUGAUGAAAUGGUUGAUAUUGUUAUGAGGCUGUUAGUUAAUCUUACAUCACCUGCAGAUAUAUGUUUUAAUAAGCACACAGCAGAAGCGGAGGAGGGAGUAGGACGAAACAAAGUUACUCAUAAAUAUCAAACAAAAUACUUACAAGUUGUUAGCUAUCUUCAGGAUUAUAAACAGGCAUUCACUGACGAGAAAGUCCUUGCAUCUGUUGGUGCACAACUUGGUCGAAUUUUACAAAUGGACUUUGAGGAUCGUGGUGAAGACGAAACGCUUUUAUUUGAACGAAUGCUUUUAUUACUUCGUAACAUGUUACACGUACCUGCUAGUCCUAAUGAAGAGAAGAGAACUGAUGAUGACGCCUCUCUGCAUGAUCAAAUAUUAUGGAGCAUGCAUUUAAAUGGUAUUGAUGAUCUUAUAGUUUAUAUCAGCAGUUCCCCUGACGAGGAAAGAUGGGUGAUGCAUGCUAUUGAGAUAGUACAAUUAAUGUUAAGAGAAUUAACUCCAGAAAAACUUGCCCAAAGUUCCAAAAACAGAACCGAAAGUGAAAAAGCUGAAGAUACAAAAACCUUGCUGUUAGCAAGAGAAAAAGAAAAUAUUCACAAAAAAGUUGCAGGGAAAAAAAUGACCAGUUCCAGACACUCGAGAUUUGGAGGAACUUUUUGGGUGAAGAAUAUGAAAGGAGUGGGAAACAAAAAUACCCUGGUCCAGCAUCAUCAUGUUGCUUCUGUUGAUGAUAUAAGUUCUGAUCAUAAGAAAUUUAAAGCGAAAGUUCCAAAACGACGGCAAGCAGCAAAGGAGACAGUUAUUGAAAGAACAUCAACGUUAAACAUUAGGUUGUUUUUGAAAGAAUUUUGUGAAAAAUUUUUGGAAAACAGCUAUAAUCAUCUGAUGAGGAUCGUAAAGGCAAAUGUGGUGGCAAAGCGCUCUCAAGAAAAUGACGAUACCUACUAUCUUUGGAGUUUACGGUUUUUUAUGGCGUUUAAUCGAGCACAUUUCUUUAAAGUGGAAUAUGUUAGAGAAACGCUAAAUAUGGAUACAUUUCAUUACGUCCUCAAACAAAUCAACACAUACUAUGACAAUUUUUUCAUGCAUAAAAGAGGUGGAUGGGAGCCUUGGCAAAAAAGGUUGCAUUUAUCCAUACAAGCUUAUAAAGAGUUGCUGACAUACCUUUCACAUAUGGAUAAAUCUAAUGAUCAUGUUUUGAAAGAUGCUUCUUCAGUCAUGAAAAAUAAUGUGUUUUAUCAUGAAGAAUAUAGAAGUGUUUUUCUAAUGUUACUUCGGCAUUUCGAUCAAAGUAAACAAACCAAAAAAUACAUUGGCGAUUUAAUUGACACCUUUCAUGUUUUUUUAAAACUACUGGAGAUGUUUUGCAAGAAUAAAGGAACGCUUUUAGUGAAGAGUAAAAAAAGAGUGGCAAAGCGACGUCGUAAGACCAAAGCACAACAACAAGCUGCCGUUCAGAUGACUGCUGAACAAUUAGAUGAAUUAUGGGAGAAUGAACUUGCACCUAAUUUGUCAGCUUUAAUACAAGGACAUGACGCACUACCAACUGAUGUUGGUUCUCCAUUUGACAUCUCUUCGGAUGUGCCAGUAGAAGAACAAAGAAUAAAUGCAAUGAUAAACAUCCAAGAUCAUUUGAGAAAUGGUAGAUGUGGCGAAGGCGUUGCACUGUUAAGAGCUGCCAGAGAAUGUUGGCCUGAUGAAGAAAAAUUUGGUACUGAAAAUAUUCAACCUGAGAAUGAAUUUAUGAUUGUUCGUAACAUACUUUUUCAAGAAUUAGAACGACCGGCGUUUCAAGAGGAGAAUGAAGAGGAGGAAGGUAAUGAAGAGUUGGAAGAAGAGGAAGAGGAAGAAAUGCCAUCAGUACGAUCAGUGGAAAGAGAAUUUCAUCUACAGCAAUUUUUGACAUCAUUGGCGUCACCGCACAUAUUAAUACCGUACAACUAUCUCCUGAAAAGCUUCAAAACGAAUACUUCCUUCACAAAUCAUGCGAUUAUAAAAGUGAUGCAUCGUGUUGCAGUUGAUCUAAAGUAUCCAGAAAUGCUCUUUCAGUUGUCACUGUUUCUAACCUUCAAAGAGAUCUUCGAUACUCAAACGUCACAAUUUAAAGAGCUCGCCACUUUUGCAAAAUAUAUAAUAUCGAAGUUUGUGGACGCUACUACGAAGAAACCAAAUAUGUUCGUUGAAACAUUGUUUUGGAAGGGAGGUGGCGAUUGUUACCAACUUAGUGAACGAGAACCUGUUGCAAGGGAGGGUGCAUCUAACAAAGCACGUGAGAAGUGGACAUUUGAAGAUGAGGAGGAACUGAAAACUCUUUUUGAUCAAUAUAAAGAAAGCGAAGAUGUUGUUGGUGAAAUACUAAAGAGCGUUACUGAUAAAGAUCGGACGCGUAGACAGAUUACCAAUAAAUUGGUGCGACUUCGAUUGGUUGAAAAUUCAAAACAGCUCCAACAACCAAAGAAACCGAAAGCACGUGAUUGGUUAGAAGAACAAACAGAAGAACUCAAUCGUUUAUAUGAUGAAUUUAAACCAAGUGAUGAUCCAGUUGGAAAUAUCAUGAAUGCAUUGACGUUUAAUAAAUCAAAAAACGCAAUUAUAAAACAGCUUCUUGCAACUGGUAAGGUUUCUGAUCGAAAGGAACUACACAAGAAGAGAAGAAAAAAGAAUCGUGAAUUCAAAGAAUUAGUGAACAAUGAAAAAGAGGUGGAUUCGGACAGUGAUAGCAGCAGCAGUAGUGGUAGUAACGAUGACAGUGAUCAAGAAGACAAUGAAAUGCCAGUUGAAAAAGAAGCAAGUCAUUCACGCUCAUUAAAUAUUUCUGAAGAAUCUGAAGAAGAUGAGACUUUAUCUAAUCUGACAACUCUUGUCGACCUUUCAAAACAUGUAAAAGAAAAUGGAUACAGUCAGCAAAUUAUAUGGCUGCAAACGAGGCUGAGGCGAGCUGCAGAAGGGCGGGAAGAAGACAGCGAUUGGUACGCGGUGCCAUUACUAACUAUGACAGAAGAAGAUGAAAAUGCAUUACAUGACAAAUUCUUUAGGAAGUUAUUAAAAAUGAUCGGAGUGAAACCACCAGAAGACGAACAGGAAGCAUUUUGGAGGAUUCCUGACAAUUUAAGUCCUGAUAAUCUAAGGAAGUUUGCUGAUGAAUUAGACAACAAAACAACUACAGAUACUACCAACAACACUUCCCCGGCUCCGCAAGACGUUACAAAAGGAGAUGUGAAAAAAGAUAAGAAUGAAAAUACUUCAGCGUCGCCUCGCAAAACAUCAUCAAAAAACGCAAGGAAAGAGAAGUUAAAACUUUUGAUGGAAAAAAGAAGAGAAGAAAAACUUCAAGAAGAUAAGUCAAGAAAAGAAAGAAGAAACGAUCGAGACACCAAACAAAAGAAAAACAAAGAAAUAAUUUCUAAAAAGAAGGUGGCAGAGAAAAAAACAUGGGAUAGUUCUUCCAGCGACGAUGAUAAUUUAAUUAUUUCUGAACGUGAAAAUUCGAAUACUAAAAGAAUGUCACGUGGUUUAGCCUUCCUUGAUUCUGACGAUGAAAGUGAUGAUGAUGCGAGUUUAGGCGCGAAGAAAAAUUUAUUUGUAGAUGACACAAACAAAGUUGAGAACGAACAGAAUGAAGACAUGCCAGUUAACAAAGAUGAUUCGAAAGGUGUCAAAAGAGGACGUCAAAUAUCUGACAGUGAUGAUGAUGAGGAUCAACCAGUGGCAAGUAAGAAGAAGAAAAAGAAAAGAAUUGUUGAAGAAGAAGAAGAGGUUGAAAAUGAAACACAAGAUGUCGAUGACAGUAUACCGUUGAGAGUUCUUCUCGCUCAAUCUGUAAAUACAACUGAUGACGCUAUAGAGAAAAUAAAAGGAGAUCAAGACAUUUCUAAUGUCACUACUAAACUUGAUCACUCAAUGGAGACAGGUGGAGAAAGUUUGGAACACGAAGAGUCAGCGCUAAAUUUUAGUUUGCGAAUUUCUGAUGAUGAAGAUGUUAUUAGGUAGAAAAAUUGCCUAAAUAUAUAUUUAAGACAGUACCCCAUCAAAUUAAUCACAAACUGGCACCUGUUGGUAUUUAUAGAUAUGAUUUUCUAUAUACGAAUCAGACAAUUUCAAAACAAACGGAAACUUGAAAAAUGUCUGCGCCGUGACCUGAUGGUGUUCAUUUGUAACCACAGCAAUGUUUUUGAAUACCUGACGUGAUAUUAUGACUGCUCGCUAAAUCGGACACCAAAGCGCGGAUGUUUUAAAUCGUUGUUAUUCCGUGAUUAUCAACAAAAUGCAACACAAGGGGAUAUAAUAGCCCGGUUUAGAAUUAUCGAGAUUAGUUGACCUGACACUACUUUUUGUAUUUUACCUGUGAGUAUAUGACAAAAAAUUACUUAUAAUUUUUUUGUAAUUGACGCUAAUGUAAUGACAUUAAAAAUCAAGGCACAUUAAUAUUUUUUUCUUAAUUUUUA